Gavialis gangeticus (Gharial) is the source of this 2179-nucleotide messenger RNA. It is a transcript of the gene KLHL32, whose product is annotated as kelch like family member 32. Bases 188 to 2050 code for a protein of 620 amino acids. Lineage: Eukaryota; Metazoa; Chordata; Crocodylia; Gavialidae. The transcript is spliced from 11 exons. Gene Ontology annotation, molecular function: protein binding. The record is from RefSeq and is a predicted model, not a curated record.
CCCGCCCACACAGCAGCGGCAGCGCAAUCCAUUGUGCCGGCGGGCGGGGACUGGAGCGCACACACGCAGCGCUGGAGCCCCGAGCCAGCCGCCCUGCGUCCCGCCGCCGCCACCUCGGCCGGUGGGAAUGCUUGCUGUUUCUACCACAAGGCUUUAAAUUUGGUGAGUCAGAAGAAUAAACUGAAGGAUGCCAUCUGAGAGGUGCCUCAGUAUUCAAGAAAUGCUGACAGGUCAGAGGCUUUGCCAGUCCAAUUCCCAUAAUGAUGCUGUCUUGGCAGCCCUGAACCAACAGAGAAGUGAUGGCAUACUCUGUGAUGUCACUCUCAUUGCAGAAGAACAGAAAUUCCAUGCACAUAAGGCAGUCCUUGCAGCUUGCAGUGACUACUUCCGAGCAAUGUUCAGUCUCUGUAUGCUUGAAAGUGGAGCUGAUGAAGUGAAUCUGCAUGGUGUCACAAGCCUAGGUUUAAAACAGGCCUUGAAUUUUGCAUACACGGGACAGAUUCUCCUGGAGCCGGGAGUGAUUCAGGAUGUACUGGCAGCUGGGAGCCACCUACAGCUGCUGGAGCUCCUCAGCUUAUGUUCUCACUAUCUCGUCCAGGAAUUAAAUAGCUUUAAUUACUUGGACUUGUAUAAGCUUGCUGACCUCUUUAAUCUCACAUUGCUGGAGAAGGCAGUUGUUGACUUCUUAGUAAAACACCUCUCUGAGUUGUUGAAGAGUCACCCUGAGGAAGUCCUGGCUCUGCCAUACUGUCUCCUUCGAGAAGUCCUGAAAAGCGACCGACUCACUUCACUAAGUGAAGAGCAAAUCUGGCAGCUAGCCGUGAGGUGGUUGGAACACAAUUGCCGCUAUCAGUACAUGGAUGAACUCCUCCAGUACAUCCGCUUUGGGCUUAUGGAUGUGGAUACACUGCAUGCUGUCGCUCUUUCUCAUCCACACGUGCAAGCUAGUGAAACUGCAACAGCUCUUAUUAACGAGGCUCUGGCAUACCACCAGAGCAUAUAUGCACAGCCAGUUUGGCAGACUAGAAGGACAAAACCUCGCUUCCAGUCAGACACCCUGUACAUUAUUGGUGGCAAAAAACGUGAGAUCUGUAAAGUAAAAGAACUCCGGUACUUCAAUCCAGUCGAUCAGGAGAAUGUUCACAUAGCAGGGAUUGCAAACUGGAGUGAAUUGGCUCCCAUGCCAGUUGGGAGGAGUCACCACUGUGUAGCUGUCAUGGGCGACUUCCUAUUUGUAGCUGGUGGAGAGGUUGAGCAUGCCACAGGACGUACUUGUGCGGUAAGGACUGCCUGUCGCUAUGAUCCCCGUAGUAACUCUUGGGCUGAAAUAGCUUCAAUGAAGAACUGCCGGGAACAUUUUGUACUGGGCACUGUGGAUGAGUACCUUUUUGCAGUAGGGGGCAGAAAUGAACUGCGCCAAGUUUUGCCUACGGUCGAGCGAUAUUGUCCCAAGAAGAACAAGUGGACCUUUGUACAGUCCUUUGACCGAUCCCUUUCAUGUCAUGCAGGAUGUGUGGUGGAUGGUCUUCUUUGGAUAUCAGGAGGAGUAACAAACACUGCGCAAUACCAAAGCAGGCUAAUGGUCUAUGAUCCGAUGCAGAAUAAGUGGCUGAGCCGCAGCCCCAUGUUGCAGAGGAGAGUGUACCAUUCCAUGGCUGCUGUCCAAAGGAAGCUUUAUGUUUUAGGUGGGAAUGAUCUGGAUUAUAAUAACGAUCGAAUUCUCGUACGUCACAUAGACUCUUACAACAUUGACACCGACCAAUGGACACGCUGCAGCUUCAACAUGCUGACAGGUCAAAAUGAAUCUGGAAUUGCAGUCCACAAUGGAAGAAUAUAUUUAGUUGGUGGCUAUUCAAUUUGGACAAAUGAGCCUUUGGCAUGUAUCCAGGUGCUGGAUGUUAGCAAGGAAGGAAAAGAAGAAGUAUUCUACGGGCCUACACUUCCUUUUGCUUCCAAUGGGAUAGCAGCAUGCUUCCUUCCAGCUCCUUACUUCACAUGCCCCAACCUUCAAACUUUGCAAGUGCCUCACCACAGGAUUGGCACUAUAUGAGGAAAGGAAUACAAAGUUCAUAACAGGAGAAGGGGGGAAACAGUACUUUUUGAUCAAGCAAGAGAAUUAUUCAGUUUAAGCUGCUUCUUUGUCUUUUACACGUUUGUCUUAAAGUCAGCUAAUGGUAGG